This is a messenger RNA of Penicillium lagena, 3507 nucleotides long. RefSeq lists its product as uncharacterized. The annotation marks the transcript as partial. The transcript is spliced from 9 exons. Gene Ontology annotation, molecular function: metal ion transmembrane transporter activity. NCBI's taxonomy places the organism in Eukaryota, Fungi, Ascomycota, Eurotiomycetes, Eurotiales, Aspergillaceae. Gene Ontology annotation, cellular component: membrane. The record is from RefSeq and is a predicted model, not a curated record. Gene Ontology annotation, biological process: metal ion transport; transmembrane transport.
GAUUGCCGUUAUGGGUCCGGAGCCCCUAUCGUCGCGCGGGCCCUUCUUCGAGGUGAUCCAGGUCGCGCCCGACACGAACGUAGAGUGUGUGGAACAUCUACUUCCCCGCUUGUUCUGACUGACCAGACAACAACCAGUAUCGUGGCCGUGCCCGCCAUCGGAGCCGACCAUCGAAAAGCAUGGACACCGCACCACUCGCGCUGCUGGCUGGAGACCGCCUUGUUCCAGCACAUGCCCCGAGCGCGCGUGCUGCUGUACGACCACGGCGAGCUGCACGAGAGCGACAAGCUGGACGUGCUCGGGCGCCGGUUUCUGCACCAGUUGCUUCACGAGCGGAAACACAGCAACCCGCGCAGACCCAUCUUCUUCAUCUGCCACAGCACCGGCGGCCUGGUGGUAAAACAAGCGCUGGCACAGGCGGCCCGGCCCGAGUCGCACCCAGCCGUUCUGACUAGCUGCCAUGGUAUUGCCUUUCUGGCCACUCCUCAUCAGGGAUCGACCUAUCUCUCUGCGGAUGAGUAUGAGGCUAGCAUUGGCCGUCUGUUACAUCUCAGACAGGCCAUUCCGCAUUCUGUCAGAGAUCAGCUUCGGCCCCGACAGCAGGGGCUAUGGCACCUCUCCAACCAGUUCAAGGCCCUGUCGGCGGAUAUGAAAGUUUGGACUUUCCUGGAGACUAUCGACUCGACUCUGCAUGUCGUUGACACCGAAACAGCAAAUUCUACAGACUUCCAUGCUCCGAUCACCUCGAUUCGAUCCGGUUUGCUGGAUAUCGAGCAUGAGAAGGAAGUGCCCAUGGCCACUGACCAUGCCGGAACGGCUAGUUUCCAGGGACAGGAGUCUGCUUUGGAAAACUUUCUGACUAAGCUUGGGUUGGCCGUGACUACUGCGGUUAUGCUGUCGAGGGAGAAAGACACACCGCUGGAGGUUGAGAAAGAGGUCAUGGUGCAGGUAAAUGGUUUCUUCGAGGAUCCCUCUUUGGGCGUCAGUGAUGAAACACCUUUGAAAUUGUGGUCUACGACCGUCUCCCUGGAGGAGUACCUGACCGAUGGUCCGUCGGCGUGUUUGCGGACUAGACUGAAACGUGCGAGCAAGCGCCAGUCUGGUGGCUACGAUGAUUCGUCGCUGAGCAGUUUUGGUAGCCGACACUCGGUGUCGCAUGUUCCUGUUCCUGCUCCAGAAAUAAAGCAUAUAAAUGAGCCUCACCAUGAGGAGAGGACAUCACGACCAUCUCUCAUACGACAAAGCCGCAGUUUCGCUGGAUCGGGCCCGCAGUCUCCUGAAAUCCACAUAACCGGACCUUUCGAGAGGGAGACGAGUGAAAGUCCUCCACCACCGGCGACUCGAAAGCGACGGAAUUCUAUUACCAGAGCUUUAAACCCACUUCUGUUCAAGUCUCACAAUCGGACAACAUCAGACAGUAGCUCCCAGACUGGAGAGUCGAGUUCACGCCCUCCGUCAAGUUCUGCCUCUCCAUCGAGACAGUCCGAACUUUUGUCCCCCCCGAUAUCCACCCGAGAUCGCAUGAACCAAGAUGUCGAAUCGUCAGAUAUCCCUAGAUCAGUGCCACGAUUUGAUCGGCCGGAGCCAGAUACCGAAAAGCUACUUUGGAUCCACGUUCCCUACACACAUACCGGUUGGGUAUCACAGGUGAUUCGACGAGCCUGCCAUGAUCGCCAUGAGCCCAAUUUUCUCCGGAAAUUUGUCAAUGAGGAAAACUGGUACUCGAAUCUUAACAGAGCUCGCCAUUCAGAACCUCACGCCCGCUUUGUCCGGCCGAAAUGUAUUCAUUCGCGACACAUGGACGGUCCAAAAGGUCCCUUACGUGAGUCCAAGCUACGUCAAUUUGUAAUCUCACUAACGAGAAGAAAGCUCCAUUGGGAUACAUAUCGAAAUCUGAUCCAACGCCGCAAAGUCGUCGAGCAAAGAAUAGCCCAGGGACGAACAAUCCCCGUGCCAAGCAGGAUCUCACAAUCUAGUCAGGAGGCGCAACUGAUCUGGAAAUAUCUCGGCUGCGAACCCCCCGUCCAUUUCCGGCGUACGCUCGAUCAAUUCGGGUAUCCGAACCUACGGUCUACCGUCGCCCGCGAUGAUGACCAGAUGCUCUGGAAACGCACCAGAAAACCUGUACGUGUGGAUGACCAGCUGCGCGAGUACCUAGAACCACAACAGGGCGAACUCGAUGAUUCGGAUGCGGAUGAGUUCAUGGAUGGCAAGGUGCUGAUGGUGGAUCAGCUCUGGCUCUGGAUCGUCGACGAGAAGACUAUUGUGACUUUUUUUCCAAACCAGGAAGCUACCACCUCCGAGGGCAAACUAUACGAACAGUCUAAUCUGCACAGUAGUAUCUACAAUGAGCUAAACGGGGACUUGGCCCGCCGGUUCGAUACGGCCGGGGAUCUCGCUGCGUUGAUUGUGUUGCAUGCCGUCACCGUUUUGUUAGAUAAGACGUUGCACCAUGACCUGCAGGUCCUUCGUAUCUUCGAAGAGUCGAUCAGCAUCCUAACGGAAUCUGUCACGAAAUCCUUUAAACGCUUCCGCAAUCGCGGCUUCACCAAUCGUCCAGCAGACCACAACCGCCUCCCCAGUGGUAAGAUGAUGAGCGCCACGCAGCGGGAUCAGCGCGAUCGUAAAGUUGCACAGCGGAACCGCGAGGACCUAUCUGUUCUCUUAGAGCUGCGCGAUAUCGAGGAUGAGCUGUCUACGCUGUUGAGACUACUUGACCAACAAGAGACCGUGAUCAAGAGGAUGGUUGAGUACUUCGAGGCCAAGGGGUACGGGAAGAUGUUCCUCGAUACGGCAAUGUCAAGGCUCGGGGAGUAUCGAUCGCAGAUCGGGGAGAUGAAGGAAAACUCACAUGAAGCGCAGAAAGCGGUGGAAACACUCCUCGAUCUCAAGCAGAAACAAGCCAAUGUUGACGAAUCCAAAAUGACUCGAUGGCAGGCAGAGGUUACGCAGAAUCAGUCGCGGGCUGUGAUGGUUUUCACCAUCUUUACGGUCAUCUUCCUCCCGCUGUCCUUCUUCACUUCGCUGUUUGGGAUCAAUGCACGCGAAUGGAGCGGGAUAAAAGAGAACCUGUCUCUGAACUUGAUGUUCGAAAUAGCCGCACCCGCCUCGGUAGCGCUCAUCGCAUUCACCCUCUUGAUGGCCUUCAGCGAGAACCUGCGCGAGGCCGUCUCAAAAUCCCAUAAGAUAGGCACCGGGUUCCUGAGAGAGUUUCUUUUCCAUCCCAUCCGCAUAUUUCUUCGCUGGGACCAGCUGAAGAAUCGUGCGCCCUCAGUCGUGGUACCCGAGGACUCGGCCAUGCGCAGGCGCCUUGAUCAAUAUCUCGGCUACGAGAAUCAUAAUACGAAGUUUGAUGAGGAUAUUUGGGAAAAUUGGCACGCGGACAAGGAUGUCCUUUCGGCGUUGUAUAGCCAGAAGGCGAAACUGAAGCCGAUUGGGGAACGGGUGGGCGAGCGGAUGGAAUCUUUGUCGGAGAAGGUGAGGCGGAGGAGCGAGUCGAGGGUGUAA